AACUGGACGGUUGAGAUGCAUUUAAGAGUCUGGGUGGCUUCAAACCUUUCCCACGGCGGUCCAACUUCGCUGGUCUUGGCCGUCAAUUGCAGCGUCGCGUCGGUUUCUCGCCUCCUUCACCUCGGCAUCUUUAUUUGUCGACCUCACCCCUUUCUCCUCUUCGUCCUCUCUCUCUCUCUCUCUCUCUCUCUCUCUGCUAUUUUUUGGGUUCGGUGGAACAUCAAGCGAGAAGCAAGUGAGAAAUCGCCUUCGGUUGCAGGCCCUUCGACAGAGAUCUCGAGUUACACCUCAGCUACCGGCGUAGCGCCUUCAGUGUCCGCCAUGAAUCCGGAGUAUGACUAUCUGUUCAAACUUUUGCUUAUUGGAGAUUCAGGUGUUGGAAAAUCAUGUUUGCUCCUAAGAUUUGCGGAUGACUCCUACUUGGAAAGUUAUAUCAGCACUAUCGGAGUUGACUUUAAAAUACGCACAGUUGACCAGGAUGGGAAGACCAUUAAGCUUCAAAUUUGGGAUACUGCCGGGCAAGAGCGCUUCAGAACAAUUACAAGCAGCUAUUAUAGAGGUGCUCAUGGCAUCAUUGUAGUGUAUGAUGUAACCGACCAAGAGAGCUUUAAUAAUGUGAAAACUUGGCUAAAUGAGAUCGACCGAUAUGCGAGUGAUAACGUGAACAAGCUUCUUGUGGGCAACAAGAGUGAUCUUACUGCAAACAGAGCUGUAUCAUACGAGACAGCCAAGGUGUUUGCCGAUGAGAUUGGUAUCCCUUUCAUUGAAACCAGUGCAAAAGACGCUACCAAUGUGGAACAGGCGUUCAUGGCCAUGACUGCUGCCAUAAAGAAUAGGAUGGCCAGCCAACCAGCUAUCAACAACGCGAGGCUAACCACCGUACAAAUCCGCGGUCAACCAGUGACACAGAAUAGCAGCUGCUGCUCUUGAGCACUUUACGAUUGCAUGUAAAAACUACUUGCUAUUCUGAUAGGAUGCCCCAUGUUUACGUUCUUUUGAAAUUUCAGGCAUUGAUUCAUAUCUUACUAGUUAUUUAGUUGUACAAAUUGAAUAUUUCUGUUGUAAUUUUUCUGUUAGACGGCUAUGGAAUGGAAACGGAUACAGACGUUAGCUCAAA
Zingiber officinale is the source of this 1117-nucleotide messenger RNA. Its product is annotated as GTP-binding protein YPTM2-like. Gene Ontology annotation, molecular function: GTPase activity; GTP binding. The transcript has 8 exons. Bases 16 to 930 code for a protein of 304 amino acids. The record is from RefSeq and is a predicted model, not a curated record. Lineage: Eukaryota; Viridiplantae; Streptophyta; Magnoliopsida; Zingiberales; Zingiberaceae.